This is a messenger RNA of Cydia pomonella (codling moth), 3724 nucleotides long. RefSeq lists its product as uncharacterized. Gene Ontology annotation, biological process: protein folding; chaperone-mediated protein complex assembly. Gene Ontology annotation, cellular component: cytosol; nucleus. Gene Ontology annotation, molecular function: protein-folding chaperone binding; Hsp90 protein binding. Bases 158 to 631 code for a protein of 157 amino acids. The transcript is spliced from 2 exons. The record is from RefSeq and is a predicted model, not a curated record. Lineage: Eukaryota; Metazoa; Arthropoda; Insecta; Lepidoptera; Tortricidae.
UUCCAUACAAAACUUAUUUUGUUCCUAGUUAGUUGCGUCAGCCCGAUUCCAUAUUCGAUGAUUAAAAAAAUUAGUGGUCUUCGUUGGUUUCCUGUAGCUGCUGACUGUGUAGCAACGUGCCGAUAUCACAAACAAGCUAUUAUUUAACAUCUUUAUUAUGACUUCGGAAACAAUCGCUACCCCACCGUCGGUUUCAUGGGCUCAGAGAAGCACUCGUGUUUUUUUGACAUUUAAUGUUGAAUGUGAAAAACCGGAUAUAAAAAUUGAAAAGAAAUCGGUUUCAUUUAGAGGAAUAUGUGCCCCAGACCGAAAAUUACUUCAAGUUGAUAUACCCUUGUAUGCCGAAAUAGACCCCGAGAAGAGUACACAAGUCAACAAAGGCAGAUACAUUGAGCUUGUGUUAAUGAAGGAAAAGACUGAUGAGUCAUUUUGGCCCACACUAACCAGUGACAAGAAGAAGCACCAUUGGUUAAAGGUGGACUUCAAUCGCUGGCAGGAUGAGGAUGAAAGUGAUGAUGACAUGCUUGAGAUGAAUGACAUGUUUUCAAACAAAAUAGGCCCAUUUGGGGAUGAACUUGAAAAGGAUGACUCCAGUUCUGCUGAAGAAGAGGAUCUUCCUGAUAUAGAAUAGAAAUUCUUGAAUCUCCAGUCAUGUAAAACUUUAGACAUUUAGAAGUGCAUUAUUAACAUUUGUGCUUUUAUAUGAAAAAAUAGUGUGGUAGCUAUGAUUAGCCUCAGUAAUUAGACAAAAGUAUAUGAAAUGAGUGGUUUGAAUCAAGUUUGUAUUUGAGUGUAGAAGUUGGGCUAAUUUUCCUUUAUCAUGAGUUUUAUGGGAAACAUGAUGACUUGUUAUUUAUAAGUUUUAUUGUAUAAAAAUACAAAUUAAGUUUAGAGGUUAUAGACUAGUCUGUUUUAAUGAUUUCCUUUUGCAAACAGUCAAGUUUAAUAUUUACAGAAGUUGGUUUUUCUAUUAUAAGAAAGAUGUCUCCUUCCCUGGAGGAAGGCUCUCUAGCAGUUAAGCCCAAAUUUGACUGCAGUGUAUGGUAGGAAACUACUGGGGCUGGCUGUUCUUGUGCAUACUUUUACUUUAUUCCUUAAAAAAGCGUUAUCCGAAAUGGUCUAAAAGAUGUUAUGUUUUAGUUAACUUGCUCAUUUUGGUGUUCGUUUACAUGUAUCUGUAAUUUUCACUAUAAACAUUUAUUACAAAUGUUAUGUUGUUUGAUUUUACAUGUUUGAUUAAACUGGAUAACUUCAUAUUAUAUAUAUAGAUAUAAAAUUCUAAGUUGCGGAGCCCCCUGUGACCGUUCAUAGUUGAGGGGUUAAAUAGCAUUUAAACCUACAAGUUUAUGUAUAAAAAUAUUAAUUGACUGUCAAUGUCAUCUUUAUAUCCUAAAUAUCGGAACAGCUCAGUCCAAUAAGUUUUUGGCAAAAAUUUCAUUUUUGGUACAAGCUUUUAUCUCUGACUGUACUUUUUUUUCCACAGGUAACUAAUACUCAUUGAGACAAUUCUGAAAACCCCAAACACAAUUAGGUUGCAUGGCUUUAUCACAGAGUUCCUAUGGCUACCUCCUGUCUCCAUCAUCAGAUCAGCUUGAUGGUAUAGUUGUUAGUUUUGUAGCUGGCCCCCAACGGCUUAUCCUUUGUCUAUUAUUAACUAAAAACGCGCGUGCCACUUACCUGCAAAAAAGGGCUAGGGAACUUUAAGAGGUUAUUUAAUUAGAACUCCUAUGGUAACUAAAAUACGAUUCAAAAUGAACAAAUGGAAAAAUAAUUUGUGAUUUCUUGUGUGGUCCCUAUAUGGUUACUGAGUGCGGCGAGUCGAACGCUACCGAACCAGUCUAAAAUGGUGUCGAUAUGCGGAACAAAGGCGCGUUAUCGGAGAGCGCACCUACACUGGUUUUUUGAGCAUUGGACUAGCCCGCGCUCAGGUGCCAAUUACCAAUUAGAAUUAUACGAACCUUUUUUUCCAGGUAGUGGCACGCGCGGUUUUAGUUAACAAUAGACAAAGGAUAAGCCGUUGCGGGCCAGCUACAAAGCAAAACUAUACCAUAAUAUUGCAUUGACACCCGACUUACAUAUGUAUGAAAAUUCAGCUUCACGGAAACUGGGAAGUGGGUCAAAUUUUACUUGCAAGAUUAGUCCCAUACAUACUAACAGGGCAAGUUAAAUAAAAAAAAAACUUAGAUUGCUUCAUCCUUAAAAUGGCCGAAUUUAUAUUAGUAUCUAAUUUCAAGGGCCAAAAUACUCAGUAGUAGAUUUGUGGGAUAAGGGACUCUAGCUCGAGCGUCAGUCGCGACACUCAUGACAUCUAGUGUCAAGUAGCGGUACUGAUGAAUCCGCUACUUGACGAUAGAUGUCGCCUACGAAAAUAAUAUGCGUUUUGGUAAGAAAAUUGAUGUAUAGAGUAAGCACCAAAGAGUAAAGUAAGUAUACAUAUAGGUAAGCACUCGAUGGUACGACUACGCUUACGAGUAUCAUUUACAACCAAGCUAUGGACGGUAGUGAACGGUCGACGGUUUCUACCAGUAUCUACACUCCAUAAACCAACCGUUUUUAGCAUAGAUAGUAAGAAUAGUGGGAUCGUAUGUGCGGCUGUCACUAUGGGCAAGAGAGAGAGAAUAGUUAAAGGACUUAAAUUCCCAAGGAAAACUAAGAACUUUGACUUCGUAUUACACUGUCUUAAUCUAUCGAGCGAUAUGGAAAUUUUACGUUAAUAUUCCUAGCGAUUAGCUAUGCAAAGAUGUCACCUUAAGAUGCAAAAUAUAUCUGAACAUGCUAUCUUAACAUACAAAAUAUAAUAUGAUAUUAAAUGCUGGUGAAAUAAAUGAUCAUUCUCUUUGUUUUGACUGACAAGUAUACCUAUAGACAAUUUAAGAGACAAUUCUGAUUUGGUGUCAAAAUGUAAAAAGCCCUGUGUUUAAAUCUACCGUGAAUUAAUAAAAAACUACCGAAAAAAUGACUGGAUUUGAGAUUGAGUUGGUCUUCUUACAAUAAUAGGCAUGCAUUCCUAAGUUCCUUGUAUUUCUCUCCAAUUAUGGGUAUGCAUUCCUAAUCACCAAUCUAAUGGCAAUUUUUGCACAUAUUGGCAUUGUUCAAUUUAUUUGUAUACCUAAGUAAGAAGAAUAAUUGUAAAAGCGAAAUUAUGACCACUUCGGAGUCUGACGGAGGAAGUGUGUUAAUGAAGAGCGUUCCAAAAAAGAAACCUGCCAAAACUGCCGCUAAGUCUAAGGUCAGCAAGGAUUCCAACGAAUGUGCCAAAAUAGUCUUGCUAGUUAGUCUCAUGGCUCUGCUGAUAUCUUUGGUAUGGUAUGCUGCAAAUAAAUGCUGUUCACGUCGGGGUAGACAAGGUUACAGCUGCUUUAAUUAACGAGAUUGUUAAAUGAAACGUUAUUUUAAAAUGUCAAAAGCAGACCUUCACAAAUCAAGCGUAACAUCUAGGAUCAAAUCCGAGACUAAUACUUUGUCAGAUGUAUCUAGUGAAUAUGUUAAAGAUCCUAAAUACCAGGUGUUUUUGUUAGCUGCUCUAUUAACAGUGCUGUUUGGUUAUACAUGCUUCCUUUACUUCCGCGAACGACGUUGUCGUCGGCGCCGCCGCUGUUCCAAUUGCCAAUCCGUUUCAAGACGAUGCUGCAGCUAGAAAUCUUCGGACUUAUAGGACGAAUAUAGAUCAGAGGAAAGUGUUAUGUAAUGUAGCCAAACGUAAUCAAUAAAAGAUGUAACAAUA